Alternaria atra is the source of this 414-nucleotide messenger RNA. RefSeq lists its product as uncharacterized. The transcript is spliced from 2 exons. The record is from RefSeq and is a predicted model, not a curated record. The coding region runs from base 1 to 414 and encodes 137 amino acids. NCBI's taxonomy places the organism in Eukaryota, Fungi, Ascomycota, Dothideomycetes, Pleosporales, Pleosporaceae.
AUGCAGAUCAAGCCAGAGCAGCCCACGGAAGAAACGGUCCCAGACUGCGACAUCUCUGAUCUCGACCUAGAACAGACAUGCGACACAUCAGAGACAGACUCCGAGUCUGACGUCGAGCAUGCGCUCUCCAGGUGUCUAUCGUAUUGCAGCAGGCAGAGUGACGAAUCCGACAGCUCAGAGGACGCUUGGGACUCUGAUGAUCACUCGAACUUGGCAUCUUCCUACAGCAAGGAGUCUGACGCAUCUGAUGUGUCUGAGGAGUCUAACAGCAGCAGCGGUAUCAUCGGUGCGGAAGAGGCUAGCCAUACCUCAGAUUCUGACGAACAUGACGACGGCGUGUUGCUCUGGGACAUGCAGCCUCAAUGCACGUGGCAAUGUGCUGUGCACGCGCCUGAGAUGAGAGCGAUGAUCUAA